AUGUCGUUGUGCCGCCUAUCUAGAUGCAUCGGUAGGAGGUCAACAUCCAUUUGCUGCCUUCUUGCCGCUAUACUUGGCAGUAUCCUCUCUGUGGAAGGCCUCAGCUCUUCCAGCUCUGGGAUCGCCAUUUCAAGCCUUAGUCACCAUGAGUCUCACAGCACAAUUUCUGCAGAUGCUGUGGCAUCACAAGUAACGACUGAACCCGCCAUUAUAAGUACUUUGGAGGAGGAAUCGGGGCGAAGUGUGGCCGUAUCAGCACUUAAAGAAACCCUGGAAAAAGCGAUUAAAGACUCAGUCUCUGCAGAGCCCGAUUCGCGUGAAUUUCAGGAUGCGGUUAAAAAUUAUAGAGAGACAGGGAUAUGUGCAUCGUGGAUUGACCCUAAAACCAACAAGGUUACCCCGGGCAUCAGUGAGGAUCUAUUGGCGAAAUCAGUGCAAGAAAGGAAGACAGAGGGAAAGGUGGAUAUCGAGGACCUCUCGGAUGCGCUCAAGAGUCAUGAUCCGAAGGCCAUUGUCACAGUGGCCUGUGUGAAGCGCUGGAGGAAGGUGUGUUGUUGUAUGGAGGAGAAACAAAGGGAGAUCAAGUGGGCAUUUGUCUUGUUCACAGUCAUCUUGGGGGGCACCCUCGCAGCGGGGUGCGUCUACAUGCUCCUUCAUGGCCAGACGAAAGUUCACAUGGCAGUAAAUGCCCUCGGCUCUUCCGGCUGUGCGGCCCUUGGCAUUGUCGAGACGGCAACGUUGGGUGGCACGAUUAGCGUCACGAACGGCGAACCGCAAUACGCAGGCAGUACGCUUUUACUUCCUGGGCUUAUGAGCAAGAGCGACGACAAUGCUAUCAAGUUUCCGGGGGUGAGUGGACUUGAGAAGAACGCUAAGGGUCUGGAAGCACUCUUCAAUACCGACGGACCCAACAAUCUGAGCACCGUUCUGAAAAGCGUUUCAACUAGAGGACCGGAGUUGGAUGAGCGACUGCAGAACAUUAAAACUACCAACAUGGCCCUGACGACAAACUUGGAUUCCUUCAAAAAAGCCACAGAAAAGGCUUAUAUGAAGUAUCUCUUCUGGGAUGCUGUCAAAACGCUAGGAGAUGACUAUUACUCGCCGUUCGAAAAGGCUGUAGAAGGCGUAGAGUCGGCGGCUAAUUCUGCAAUGAACAAGGUCAGCCUGCCUUCACUCAACCUUAAAGGAGGCUUGGAUCUGGAGAAAUUACAAGAAGAAACUAAACGCCUGCAGGAGGUCGCUGUGGAUGCUGCUCAUGUAGCAACACCCAUGGCUGCCCUUGCACCCAUUGUGUUGUGGGGUGAGGUCAUUCUGAUUUUCUUGGGUGUUGUGUUUGGCGCUAUCGCGCUUGCCCUAUUCUUCUUCAGCAAGGGGCGCAGUGGGUUGCUCCCGAGCUGCCUCAGUUGGAACUGCGUGCUGGCUUUAGUGUCUCUAAGCGUCAUCACCACGGGAGCAGUCUUCAUGGCCUCCUACGUAGGCGACCCGAUUUGCACUGCGGGAGUGAAAUCGCUUUGGCCUGCGGGUACGCAUGGAGGCGGUAACACUGAGGACGACCAAGACACGCGCGAGCAGCUGGACAGGCUAAUGCACACCCUUGUAGGCGAGAAUGGGGGUAUCCUGCAGGACUGUUUGCAAAAUGAAAACCUCAAUAUUCUAGAGGCUAUGAAAGAGGACCACCGAGUAGAAGAGGCAAAGAAAUCUCUAGGGAAGGCGCGCAACACUGUGCUGAGCCACCUGCCAGACAGCAAGACGGAAGCCGCUGCAAGUACGUGGUUUGACCUUGCUUGCCCUAUGUUGCGUCUCCCGGCCUUUAAUCCGUUCUCGCUCGUUAGUGAGCCCAUGUGCCCAAGACUUAAGGCUCUUGGGCUUAAGUAUGUAGAGAAAAUGCAAAAUUGGAUUAACGAAUUUGGAUUCGCGGUGAUAUUUGACCGGGAGAAGCUCAAAAGUAAUCCAGAAACUAAAGAUCUUGUCGAUACAUUCCCAGAAGUCCUUAACAGCGGACUCCAAUGGGAUAACCGCACCGUGCAUCACCCCGGUUAUGAUGAACCCGUUACGGUGUAUGGCUUGCAUACGUUGAGGAGGAUCAUAGAACCAGCGGGGAUGAAAGGCUACGAAUCCAUAGGCAAUACCCUCACCAUCACCUCCACGUACCCUACUGCCACUGAUGAGGAAUUCAAGAAAUGGCUGGAAAACCUCUACAAUGAAAAGGUCAGCGGUGGCACGAAGUUUGAUCGCUUGAAGCCUAAAAUGCUGAAUAGCGCAGCAAGCCAGUUAUGUGCCUCCUCUAGUAGUCAAGAGAAGUUUAAGAAAGAGAAUAACGAUUCCGAAGAGGGCGCGAAAGCCAAAGCAGAGGACUAUAUUAAGAAGCUGAGAAACGCAAUCCUGCUGUGCAAGUACAAGCUACAGCUUUUGGAAGAGACCAUGGACUGUUACCGUAAUACAUCAGCCGAAGAUGUGGAGAAGGGAACCUGCACUGGAAGAGAGAUGAUUUACAUCGACAACUUCAAGGAGGCCUGCAAUUGUGGGUUCGUUAGAAGAGAUAUGAUCGAACUCACCUACCUGGGGUGCAACAAUGGUGCUGACGCUAUUUGGACAGCGGCUAUUGUGCGAUUCCUAGGACAGCUGUUUGCGCUAGCAUUAGGGGUCCUCCUCUUCAUCAUUUGGAGGAUACAAAAGGACAAUGGCGUGGCCAAGAAGGAGGAAAAUAAGGAGUCAGAAUUCUUGAUAAGAAGCGAAGGAGAAAGGCCUGAGGAAGUAUUCGUUGACACAGCAGACAAAGAAUCUGAUGACAAGGAACAGCCUGUGAGCGGGUCUCCGUCAAUGUGGGCUUAA
Messenger RNA from Cyclospora cayetanensis, 2832 nucleotides. RefSeq lists its product as uncharacterized. NCBI's taxonomy places the organism in Eukaryota, Apicomplexa, Conoidasida, Eucoccidiorida, Eimeriidae. The transcript has 8 exons. The coding region runs from base 1 to 2832 and encodes 943 amino acids. The record is from RefSeq and is a predicted model, not a curated record.